AUGCGAUCUGUGAUCACGCAGCGGCUGUGUUUGUUGGCCCGUGUGCGACAAUACCCAAUUAUUUCUGCGCGACGACUUGCUCCAUCACAUAUUGGGCGCAUCAAGACUCCUCUGAGCAAGCCCGCUGUCCGAUUGCAUUCUACACACUCGCAGCAUGCACCACAGGGAGACAAUAAUUCUUUCCUCUCACCAGGCAGAAGUGACACUUGGAGCAAAGUAGACCCUUCGCUAGUCGUUGACAUUGCGCUGAAGACCCUGAUUGGGCUGGGCGUCAUUUUUAUUGGCGGGAAUUUAUAUGUGUUCUGGUACAAAUAUAACGUCCUUUCAAAGAUUGAAGCAGCAUUCGACGAAACUUGGGAUGAUACAGCCGUAGUGCGAUUAAUCACGCAGGAGCUAACGCGGUUUGGCCUUCUAACACCUGAUCUGGAACACGCUGGCUUUCAAACCUUGGCAAAAAAGCUCUCCGAAGUACAUCCACGGCGGCACGGCCAAGACUUUGUCGAUUCCAUUGUGAAGGGAGAGACAGCAGGCUCGUACUUUCUUCUCGUCGGACCGAAGGGGGCGGGGAAGUCUGGAAUGGUAUUUGACGCAAUGUUGAACACACGCAACAAUGGGUCGGUAUUUCUCGAGGCGCAUCCCGACCUUGAGGUGUUUCGUUUGCGCCUAGGGAAUGCUUUAAACUAUGAAUUUAGCGAGGAUCUGCAGGCGGGACUGUUCCAGAGACCGGACCCUCGAUCCGGCGGUCCCGCAAUGGAUAUUGAACGUGCGCUAGAUAAGCUACAUGAAGUUGCUAUGCGGUGCGGGCGCCGCCGUCCCCUCGUUCUCGUCAUCACCAAAAUUCAGAACUUCCAUAACAAUGAACAGGGCCAAAAUGUUCUUCUACAGAUUCAACAGUACGCUGAACGCUGGGCCAUAAGAGGUAGCGUGCUCGUGUCAUAUACCUCAGCACAUUUUAGGGAUGAUGUAUGGCCGUAUACGUUGUUGCGUGAGUCACAUGUGCGCUCUGUCCAAGAUCUGGACUGGGCAAUGGCAAAGCGCACUCUAUUGUGCAGACGGCCGGACGCUGAAAAUGUAGACAGUGUCGUGCACCUUGUGGGAGGACGUACAGCCUACCUCAACAAGGUGUCCAGGGCCGAAGAGAUGCUGAAAGCUGCCAAGGAUCUUCUGCGCUUGGAGAAAGCGUGGCUCGAGAGCUGCCUAGGGCUGAUACCAGAUUGCGACAAUGAUGGAGAGGUUGUCAUUCAGCAAAAAUGGAGCGUACAUUGCUGGACGUUGCUUCGCGAGUUCGUGCGGCUAUACAGAGCCAAGCAGAAGGAAGCGGGGGACUGUUGGGAUCCGUUGAAGCUCCCCGUUAUCCCAGCGUGGCGAUGUCAGCAGAUCAUGACACGACCCGAUUAUUUGGACGAGCUUGACAGGUUGGACGUGGUCUAUAUAGAUAUAAAUUCAAAUGUGCAGCCAGACUCGAUGCUAGUCCUCCGCGCUGCUUUAGACAUCGUUGAGAAGGAAGGCUUCGAUGAGCUCCUUGAAGAGGUCCGCUGCAGAAUAAAGGAGAUAGAGAACCUGCGCCGAGGAUGA
This is a messenger RNA of Suillus clintonianus, 1575 nucleotides long. RefSeq lists its product as uncharacterized. The record is from RefSeq and is a predicted model, not a curated record. Lineage: Eukaryota; Fungi; Basidiomycota; Agaricomycetes; Boletales; Suillaceae. The transcript has 12 exons. Bases 1 to 1575 code for a protein of 524 amino acids.